UGCCACACUGUUUCUGGUUUCUGUCAGAUUAAUAGGUGCGGCCAUGUUGAUCUGUAGUGAAUAAAACUGAGUUAAUUUUCUUUUAGGGAAAUAAAAUUGACACAAUAUGCCCAAAUGCGACCUCAAAACGAGAUACAUCCCAGCGACGUUCGCGUGGACUCUAUUGUUGGGCACAACAUCCCUGUUUUUUUAUUUCCCGUGUCAAUACUACCUUCACAAGCACCCAUGGGUUCCCGCGUGCCAAGGCUUCAUAACGUUUUUUGUUUUGGCCAAUUUUACCCUGGCCACUUUCAUGGACCCGGGAGUUAUACCAAAAGCUCCACCUGACGAGGAUCGGGAGGACGACUUCCGAGCGCCCCUGUACCGCAGCGUGGAGAUCAACGGUAUCACGGUGCGGAUGAAAUGGUGCGUCACCUGCAAGUUCUACCGGCCGCCGCGCUGCUCGCACUGUUCCGUCUGCAAUCAUUGCAUAGAAACAUUUGACCACCACUGUCCGUGGGUGAACAACUGCAUCGGACGGCGUAACUACAGAUUCUUUUUUUUCUUCCUAAUAUCACUCUCUAUACAUAUGCUGAGUAUAUUCGGACUUAGUUUAUACUACAUCAUGAACAAUAACAAAACGUUGACGCAAGUCGAGCCUAUUGUGUCAAUGGUAAUAAUGGGCAUUAUAGCACUAUUAGCGAUACCAAUAUUUGGUUUGACGGGGUUCCAUAUGGUGCUAGUGUCCCGGGGGCGCACGACCAACGAGCAGGUGACGGGCAAGUUCACCGGGGGGUACAACCCCUUCUCCAAAGGAUGCUGGUACAACUGCUGCUAUACGCAGUUUGGACCUCAGUAUCCUAGUCUAGUCCGACCAUCGAAAUACAUAUACAAAGGUGGUAAGAAGCGAAGAGAAGCGAUGCCGGGAGGCGGGCACUCUGCCUCAGCUAUAUCGACGAUAGCUACCGACACGCAGCAUCAGGUAAAGACGUACACGGCGGACAACGGCACGGCGCACCGCCCCGCUGGACCGCACGCGCAUUAUAACAAGUUGGUGUGGGCGGCGCCCUCGCAGCUGUCUCCUGGCCGCGAGGAGACGGAGGCCGAGCUGGACGGGCCCGGCGCCUCCCAGUCCGCGGACUGCGAGCCCACGCCGCCCCCCCUACAACGGAGGGGUUCCGCAGCCAACCUCUUCCCCCCCGACGCACAUCAUCACUUGCCGCCACGGCCGCACCAUUAUCCACGACUCAGCCCGCUCUCCAGAAAUACCAGCCACGGUGGCACAACGACAUCAGGCUACCGGGUGGUGAUGGAGCCGGUGAGAUACGACGCGGGCUCUAACGGAGGAGCCCGGCCGUCGCCCACCAUGCAGCAGAGGAUCAAGGCGCUCGGCGUCCCCACGCCGCUAGCAGUCAGCAGUCCUGUCAGAAGGUCCAACCCGGGCACGCCGACGCAGCCGCGCCGCCCCGACUUCAUCGGCGUCGGCGGGCGCGCCUCGCCGCAGCGCCGCUUCCUGUCCGAGGGCGAGCUGCUGCGGCCCGAGCCGGCCGCGCCGCACCGGCCCACGGCCGACGACAUCCGCGAGCUGGCCGCGUCCCCGCAGCGCGGGAACUACCUCUGGGCCGAGCGCCCGCCGCACCCCGCCGCGCACGCGCACCCCGCGCACGCCCCGCACCCCCCGCACGCCGCGCACCUCGCGCACGGCGUGCCGCGCGGCGGCGUGGCCGUGUUCCCGCCCGGCGUGGCGGGCCCGGGCGGCGUGGCGGCGGCGUCCCCGCUGGCGCGGCGGCGGGGCGGGGCGGGCGGGGUCCCCCGACGGGCCGCUGUCGUUCGUGCGCGCGCUGGAGGUGCAGGACGCGCUGGAGUCGCGCGCGCCGCCGCCGGAGCCGCCGGACCGCGCGUCGGUGUACGACUGCAACUACGAGAUCUCCGUGUGAGCCGACCGACCCGCCCGGGCCGCGGGCAGCGACUGACUCUCGGCACUCUCGUGACGUGUGAUCGCACUUUUAUAUCUAUGUAUAUUUGUGAGUAUCUGUAAUGUUGACGUAUAUUUAAUUGUGAAUUUGUUGAGAGAGUGUACAUAGUCCCCAGUGUUGUGAUUCCGAGAUGACAUAAUAAUUAUAUAGAGGUUAAAAGAGUAAAUGUAUCAGCACCCGAGUGACUCAAUUAUUGUGUAAAAAAUAUAUUUAUAAAAAUUGUUUUUCAAGGAGCUGUUGUAUGUUUUUCCUUUAGGUUUAAAUCGAUGUGUCAGGUAGUCGGAGGUUACGGAAUUGACUGAUUCGUUAAUCUGCCUCAAUUUUUUUAGUUGAAACGGGCGGGCGCAGCGAGGUUUACAAAAUGUCGCAGCGUGCGUUUUUUACUUGACUAUUUAUAUAAAGUAUUAGCUUGGUACAUUUGGACGCAGUUGCCGUAGCAAACUAAGUGGUGUAACGACAGUAAUGACGACUUGUUUCCUGAGUAAAAAAUGCACGACGUGUGACAUAAUAAUGUGCCAAAUAUUGUGUAGUCACCGGUAGCUUAGAGCACGCGUCUUGUUAUUUCAUUCUGAUCUUGGACGUUACGGAACUUUCCUGAAUUUUGUUGUGAUAAGACACUAUUGUUAAACAAUCGCUAAAUCAUUGUAUCACUUGCGCUAUUUCCACUUGAUUCGUGUUUUAUUCAUUCUUGUAAUCUAGUGAUAACAAUACUUUCCUAUUUUACGAUAAGUGACAAAAGUUUAAGUAGUACGGUGGGAUGUUUAAUGGGGUGAUGCGGCUUAGUGCCUGAGGAAGGGAGAUGGUGAUACAUUCUUAUGUGUGAACUGCGCGUGUAAUUAUUAAAUAAAUCACGUCAAUAUCAUAUCUGCGUGUGCGCAAGUGUGAAUAUCGUUGUGAUUGCACCGUAAUUUAAACUUAUGAUUAAUAUAAAAUAAUGUAUGCGUAGGAAUCUCAAGCAACUAUGACUUAGACGUAAUAAUCGCGGGAUCAUGGCAGCUUUGAAAAAUAUGACAAAAUUGACUUAAAAUUUGACAUAGCGGAUUGUAAAACUCGAUUUGAACUUUAUUACUUCUGGCAUACGAUUGAUUUUUCAACUUAAUUCAAUUUCAAUCGAGUUUAUAAAUCCGUAAUACCACCAAAAGGGUCUAUAAUGGAAUUAAUAAAGAUUAAAUACAAUUUUAGUUCCAUGUAAAGUCCCUAAACAUUCAGUUGCUUGAGUUUAUAAAGAUUGUGAUUUAUUACACCGCAGAUCUACCUAAUGAGUGAAUCGUAAAAGCCCACUAUUUAUAGUUAUUUUCCAUUUUUUCGAUAAUUAAAUCUAAACUACAGGCAAAUUUAAUUAGAUUUUGUUAAUGGUGCGUAAAUAAUUCAUUCUGUAGUGAUUGAGUAGUCCAAUCUCCCUCUGAUCUGACUUUUGUAGAUAGAGGGAGACUAAAUAGAGAUUGGUGACUGAUAUGUUACUAAAUACGGUUUUUCGGUAAAAAUCGGUUUUAGUCGUCUUCAGCAUUCGUUAUAAUAUGGUUAUGUGCUAAAUAAUUUUAUACGAUUUAUUUAAAUUAUUUAGUUGAUCAUGUUGUUUUUGUUGUAUCUUAAUCUACAUUAGAUUUACCUGUAGUCUUAGGUCUAAUUAUUAUAAAAUAAAGUAUUUUUCAAUGAGCGAAAGUAAUGUUUGCAUUUCGCGGGGUUGUUUGCAAUGUAAAACGGAUCUCAACUUUCCGAAUUCCUAUUUUGACCUGGAGAAACUGUACUUAUAUUGUCUAUAAUGUAAUAAAAAGAAUAUAUUAUUCUAAAUUACAAAAGAUGUACUGAACACAUUGAAAUAGAAGUGAGUCAGUUGAGAUUACCUUAUGUACAUAAAUAAAUAAAGUAUAUAUUUAAUAUUAUAAAUUAAUAUCAAGGUAUAUAUUAUAAAUGGAACGUAUCACUAGUUUUUGAUACAAAAUGUUUAGUCGACGAACGCAUUUUACCAAAACGUUCGGCAGUGAUACGUUUUAACAAGAUUGUAUAGAUAUAUAUAAAUUACAAUAAACAGUCUUCUAUUUAUUAAGGGUUAAGUAUGUAAAUAUUCACGAGAAAUGUAAAAGGAAUAACUAAGGACAAUUUUGUAUAGAACUUGUGUACUAGUAUUUGUUAUGAAUGUUACAACUGCGUAUGUAAUAACAACGGUUUAGGUUCGGUGCCAGUAAAUACAAUAUUUUUUUAAUCUACAUACAAACAUAUCAGCAGCGUAUUCUCCUUUAUACGUAGCAAAGGUUUUGUUGAACGGCCUACAAUACAAUACAAGUGUUUCAGUACUCUUCAUCCAUUCGCCUGCCUCUCACCAAUGCACAUUCCGUUUCUCAUAUUUAUUUUAAUGUAGUUUAUUUUGGCACAUUUGUUUGACUGUGCGUACUUAAAUUUUCACAAUUAGUGCUUUAUGGAACACUGUUGAGAUGACAAUGCACACAUUAUAGAAGUUGUUGUUGAUUGAAACCUGACUAAAGUCCAUGUUAAUGUCCAUAAAUAUGUUAGAAAGACUAUUAUAGUUAGACGUAAUUAUUUGAAAUAAACUUGUAUGGUAUUUUGGAGUAAAAGCUUAUUGUUUUUAAGUAAUAUUUAACGUUAAUGUGACCACAACACGAUUCAUUUUUGUAGGACAACUUAACGUAACGUUGCGCUGGAUUUUAUACGAAAAGGCAUUGUAGAUUUGUUGGUUUUUUAUGUACAAUAGCCCCAUAAAAUGGACGGCUAUUUUAUAACAAAGUGUUUGUCUCGAAAGUUAUUUUUAUGGUACACAGAGUAAAAUGUAAUAUAUUGGAAAGUAAAUAUGGUAUAGAGUAACAAAUAAAUUGAUUCGUGUUGCGGUUUCUUGUAAAUUAAGCAAUCGAUUUGGAACUAGUGUGUAACAAAUGAAACUAAGUAUUGAUUUUUUAUAAUGCUUUUAGACCCAAAUAUCAUACGAUGUGAGUGUACAAAUGUACAAAAUGUUUGUUUUUUUUUCUCGACUUUUCCCUAAAUCCGAAAAUGUGUAAUUUGAGGAUGUAAUAGGUUUGAAAUACAGCUGCGCUGCAACAUACCUAAGACUAAUGUGUAAUUAUAAUAGUACCUCCUCAAACGUUAUUACCUAAUUAUGUAUGUGACAGUGUUUUAUUUUUGUAUUUUGAUAAAAUUUGUGUAAAUAAUUUUCUUAUUUUAUUGAUAUUAAACUCAAUUAAUCAA
Spodoptera frugiperda (fall armyworm) is the source of this 5153-nucleotide messenger RNA. RefSeq names its product palmitoyltransferase ZDHHC8 (gene Zdhhc8). Gene Ontology annotation, biological process: protein palmitoylation. The record is from RefSeq and is a predicted model, not a curated record. Gene Ontology annotation, molecular function: palmitoyltransferase activity. NCBI's taxonomy places the organism in Eukaryota, Metazoa, Arthropoda, Insecta, Lepidoptera, Noctuidae.